AUGGCAGCCAUUGAAUCAAACCCAAAGAUCUCUUUGCAUAUGCGCUCUAGUAGUUUUCCCACAGGACCUCACCCGCUUGUAUCACAAUUUGAGGAGCACCUAAACAGAUUGAAGUCUUCUGAUUCAGCCUCUUCUUCAUCUUCUUUAAGCCACAGACUCAGUGGCUUGCAGGAUUUGCAGGACAGCACUAAUGAGCUGCUUCAAUUGUCCACCACCCAACAAGUCUUCGCCCAAGCUUGUAGCCAAAAGUGGGUUGAUGAACUACUAGAUGGGUCUUUAAGACUCUUGGAUAUCUGUAGUACUGCUAAAGAUUGUCUUUUGCAAUCCAAGGAGUCCGUAUGUGAAGUUCAGUCAGCCAUUAGAAGAAAAGGAGCUGAAGCUGCAUUCACAGCUGGGGGUGGAAACUAUUUGGCUUCAAGGAAGAAUGUGAAGAAAGCGAUUCGAAAGGCCUUAGGAAAUAUCAAAGGAAUAAGAAAUGACCUCAUAGUUUCUUCUGCAAACAAAGAGAAUGACAUGUUUAGCAUGUUGAAAGAAGCAGAAGCAGUCAAUGGGAGCACAUUAGAGUCUUUAUUGUACUUCAUCUCUGAUCCAAAGGGACAAUUAAAACAAAGCAGAUGGUCUGCAAUUUCCAAGUUGAUGAAGCCAAAAAGAGUAUCUUGUGAUUCUCAAGAAAUUGGCACAAAUGAAUUUGAGAAGGUAGAUGCAGCUUUGAAGUCUCUCACCAGUCAAAAACAUGCAUCCGUAGACAAUUUUCAAAGCGAUUUAGAAAAUCUGGAGAUGUGCAUUCAAGAUCUUGAAAUAGCAGUCGAAUGCCUUUCAAGGAAACUUAUCAGAACCAGAGUUUCCCUUCUCAACAUCUUCAACAACUAG
Messenger RNA from Neltuma alba, 870 nucleotides. RefSeq lists its product as uncharacterized. The record is from RefSeq and is a predicted model, not a curated record. Gene Ontology annotation, biological process: root development; shoot system development. The coding region runs from base 1 to 870 and encodes 289 amino acids. Lineage: Eukaryota; Viridiplantae; Streptophyta; Magnoliopsida; Fabales; Fabaceae. The transcript has a single exon.